UAGAAAACAAGUCGAUACAUUCGAUAUAAAUAAACACGAAAGGUUUGUGUUUAUUAUAUUACGACGUGUCUGCAUUUUGACCCGUGCCCGAGGAUCUGAAAAGUGCGCGAUCGCCGCCGAAACAAGCAGGACACCAUCUGGGUGUAGCAGGAGCAGGAGCAGGUGGACAGGACACGGCGGAUCAGCUGAAGGAAACGCAAAGGAAGUGGUCACAGUGGGGAGAAGGAGCAAGUGAACUCAACCAUCAUCAUUACCAUCGAUCACAUCCAGGAUGGCUGGGUCCGCACUGCGCCGCCUGAUGGCGGAAUACAAACAGUUAACACUUGACCCGCCCGAGGGCAUUGUGGCCGGCCCCAUCAGCGAGGACAACUUCUUCGAGUGGGAGGCAUUGAUUGCCGGACCUGAGGGCACUUGCUUCGAGGGCGGUGUGUUCCCCGCCCGUCUCGUCUUUCCGACCGACUAUCCCCUGAGUCCGCCAAAAAUGAAAUUCACUUGUGAUAUGUUCCAUCCCAACAUAUUCGCCGACGGGCGGGUCUGCAUAUCAAUACUACACGCACCCGGCGACGAUCCCAUGGGCUACGAGCUAUCCGCUGAGCGCUGGAGUCCUGUCCAGAGCGUGGAGAAGAUUUUGCUUAGCGUGGUCAGCAUGCUGGCGGAACCCAACGAUGAGAGCGGUGCUAAUGUGGAUGCAGCCAUUAUGUGGCGCGAGCAGAGAGAUGAGUUCAACGCCAUCGCCCGACGGCUGGUGCGCAAAACACUUGGUUUGCCGCCGUAAAUGAUCAACGCGCACUGAAAAUGAACCAUGUCCGCCACCGUCGACACAUACCUUCUACCCUGAGCAACACGAUUCCAAGAUUGCGCCCUCAACAACAUGCUAACCCAUUAUUUCCUCAAAACUCCCUCGUCGAGCUAACCGACAAACCCGUUUCAAAUUAGCAAAAAUAAAGAACCUAGCAUCAAAAUCGACUAUCAAGCACAACCAGGCAGCAGAUCGCACCCUCUCAAGUAUAUCCAGCACACUGGCUGCUUCAGCGGACUUAACAGGAGGGCCUAUCACCUAAAGUACUUCACUGGUAGUUAGUCACGAUGCAAGGUGCAAGGUGAAGGCAAAGUGAGGAGUUGGCAAGAAAAAUUCAAAUGCUUAUAUUUCCUAUUAAUAAAUGUUUAUUUUUUAUGUUUA
This is a messenger RNA of Drosophila santomea, 1180 nucleotides long. It is a transcript of the gene Ubc7, whose product is annotated as ubiquitin-conjugating enzyme E2 G2. The coding region runs from base 272 to 775 and encodes 167 amino acids. Lineage: Eukaryota; Metazoa; Arthropoda; Insecta; Diptera; Drosophilidae. The transcript has 4 exons. The record is from RefSeq and is a predicted model, not a curated record. Gene Ontology annotation, cellular component: endoplasmic reticulum; cytosol.